CAUUGACACGUGAAUGUGUAAUUGAUUAACGCUGGCAACAAUGUUUGAGAACUUGCUCAACUUUGUUGCAGGUGGCGGCCAUUCCGCUGAAGAAACGACGAAUACAGAUGCUGCACGAAGACGAAAUAGUCGACGUCUAACGGGAUCUAGAGGCAAUGGUAACACUCACCAGGAUGGACACGUUGAUAAUAAAAUCAAUGACAUGUUACACAUCGCACAAACAGAAGAAAGAGUAUCACGAUAUCUUGAACAAAUACAGCAAGAUCAUGCAACGGGGAGGUUCCAACGUCUAGAUACUGAUAAAUCAUCUAUGCAAAAGCAAAAAUCAUGGGAAUACCUACAUAAACCAAAGUCACACAACAGACAUGUAUACUUUGGAGGAGCGCCUUUAGGCCAGUGUAUAGAAAUAAUUAACAUGAAACGGCGCGAAGCAGUGAUAUUAAAAGAAAAACAAGUUAUCCUAAAGGAAUUAGAAGAUAGAGAAGCUGAAAUCGAUGAGCUCAUGGAAAAACAAACCACAGAUUUUCAAAAGUUUGAAGUGGCACUCGGGAAGGCAUUGGGACUGGGUGGCGGAUGCGCUAUACUUGCAGACCUGUUGAACAGGCAUUGCACUAAGAUGAUGCGCCAAUUUUUCAAACGGAUGCGGCGUAAACAAAUACAUAAGCUGGAGGGUACCAUCGAGAGGCAGGCGGAGAUUAUCCGACAGAAGCACAAGCUGGCUGUUAUGGUUAUCGCAAGAAUGGUUGAUAAAUCAUUAUUGACCCCAAUGAAAGAAGCGUUGGUACACUGGAGGUGUAGUCGUGGCAAUAAGCCUAUGCCAAGUGCGACAUUUAAAGGCUUUAAGUAUGCUGAGGUACUGAAGGGAGAAAAACCAGCUAUGAAGAAAUCAUGGAAAAGGGGAUCUAACAAACCAACUGAAAAUUUAGCAUCAGUAGAGGAGUCAUUGCUAACCAGACUAGAGAAUUUAGUGGCCGAAGAGAUGCAAAUGCUAACCACAACAAGGCUAGUGGAGCCUUAAGGGAGCGUAAGUGCUUCUUGGAGAACUGCAGCAAUUUGUAUGCGGGAUUUGCAACCGUCCAACCGUUCCUUCAAAUAUGCGUAAGCUUUGGCCUCCAUGGGAUCCAAAGUAAAUUGCAAUCCGUUUGAACUGUCAGUCACACGUAAUGUGCUACGUGUAUUACCUAGGGU
Messenger RNA from Babesia bovis T2Bo, 1188 nucleotides. RefSeq lists its product as uncharacterized. NCBI's taxonomy places the organism in Eukaryota, Apicomplexa, Aconoidasida, Piroplasmida, Babesiidae. The transcript is spliced from 2 exons. Bases 41 to 1018 code for a protein of 325 amino acids. The record is from RefSeq and is a predicted model, not a curated record.